AUCAUCUCUCAAUCAGAGACUUAUACCCUGAUCACUAUCAUACCAGAGACGAAUCAAAAGAAGUUAAACAAUUUCAGAUCCUAGCAGAUUAUGAUUCUAUUGGUAAACUUCUACGUGGUGAAACCGAAGCAGAUGUUGGGAAUGAACCAAUAGUAAUCUAUGAAAGGAGUCCAGGAUGUGUAAAUACUUUCAACCGAGUAUAUCAUAUACCCACAUUUUCAUUGGACAGUUUCUAUAAAUUACAUGAUUCGAAAUAUCUAGAUAUACAUAUAUCUCCUGAAGAUAAUGAGUAUGCAUUCAUGAUAUCCAAUAAGCAUAGAUCAGAGUCCCUCAAAGUUAAAGAAACCUACCAACAAACAUAUAAGUUAUACGAAAUGUACUCACAUCUAGAAUAUCCUAACAAGGUAAUCAUAAAAAAUGACUUUUGUGAGAAAUCACCAGAUUUUUUUACCAGAGGAUUAAUAUCAGCUAUUGAAAAUCACAAGAUAUUAAAACAAUUGGUUGAACACGCCAAAAUAUACAAG
Molecule: messenger RNA, 524 nt
Organism: Racocetra persica
Lineage: Eukaryota; Fungi; Glomeromycota; Glomeromycetes; Diversisporales; Gigasporaceae
Source: the annotation of a GenBank genome assembly